Molecule: messenger RNA, 390 nt
Organism: Histoplasma capsulatum G186AR
Lineage: Eukaryota; Fungi; Ascomycota; Eurotiomycetes; Onygenales; Ajellomycetaceae
Exons: 2
Coding region: 1-390 (129 amino acids)
Source: RefSeq, a predicted model, not a curated record
AUGGAGACCACACCGAGAAAGCAUCUGAAGGAGGGUCACCUACUAAGAAAGCCAAUGUUCGGCCGAAGCGAGGUGCAAGUUUCAAUUAAUAUCCACAUUUUGCGAGGCCUCAAUGCUUGUUUACGGGCGAUCCUAAAGAGUAUUUUUGUCCUUGGGAUCAAGGAAGAGGCGGGGAUCAAACGGAAAUCGUCAAGCCCUCGGAUAUCCUCCAGGCGGGUUGGCAUUUACAUACCACAGACCACAGGCGAGCCCCGACUUCUCGAACUAGACCACAACCACCAGCAGGUCAAAUGGCGGGGCAGAGGCUCAUUCAUUGCCCACGACCAAACCCUUGGUUUUACCUUGACUUGUCUUCAACCCCUUCAAACACUCGACUCCUUGGGUGUCUAA